CUAUUCUCCUGCACAACAGAGAACACCCCCCCAACCCAAUAAGUGAAACCUAUUAACUAAAGUGCAGAGACCAAAGACUCAAAUUCUGAAUUGGGUUUUGAAGGUUAGGUCGAGUGUAGCUUGUCGCAGUUAUAUCCGCAAGAAAUUCUAUUGUUAUGCUUACAAGGAGGGUUUUUCCACCAAAAAUUUAGGGGACCCUCGUUGGCUACGUCUUGAAAAAGUAGAGAUCUUGGGUAGCCAUUGGUAACUAGUUUGGUUAUCUAGUCACAGAUAAACAGAGACAAGGGGAUUUAGCGAAUGCAAAACUGGGCAGCAGUGUGGUUUCCACCCACGAGGGCCACAUGGGUACUUCGCACUCUUACCCAAAGGAGCAGCAACCACCUCAUCCGCUGCACCUCCAUUGCUUUCACCGGUCUAGAUCGACGGGAGUACUUUUGCUUUUGAGAUGUCCAAAGGGAUGAGAGGAUUUAUUGAUUUCAUUGGAAGGACAAAGGACAGAAGUUAGGGAAAAGGUUGGGUAGAGGAGUGAAUGGAGGAAAAGCGGUGAUUGAUUGAUUAACGGGUCCAUGAAAAACCAGAUUCAUCGUUGUUGUUUCUGUAAUUUUGUCAAGUAGUUUGUUUUUCCGGUUUCCACAAGGGUUGAAAGGUGAUAUCGGUGGGGUGGAUGAGAUACAACAAAUGUACGAUGACUGAAAAUUCAAGAAAGCUCUUCAAAUUUUCAUGAAUUAGGUUUUAUUUUGAAAAUUUAAAAAAUUUUGAAGGAUAAAUUAGACAUUUCGUUCUUUUCUAUUAGUGCUUAAUGACGAUGUAAAUUAGAGUUAGUGAGUUAGUGAAUUAAAUAGUUUAAGAAAUUUGCCCUUGAUAAUUUUACCCACUGGCCACUACAUAAUACAUAGCAUACUCCCACACACCCAGGUGAUGCGGCUUCAGAUUUUGAGUUUGAAGUGCUGUUGGCCGCAUGGCUGUCGUCCUUAGCCCGUCUCCCCCGCUCUCCGUCUCAGAGGACGGCAUCCUCACCGUCCAGAACAAUUCUACUUCGAUAGCAAAGGAUUACCCUGCAAUUAGGUCACUUAUAAGAAAUUGCAGGAACGUGAGGGAACUGAAGCAGUUACAUGCCCAGGUUACAAAGAUGGGCCUUGUUCAAUCCCCUUCAUCCAUAUCCAAUCUCAUUGCAGCUUGCGCCGAAAUGGCUACUUCCCAAAGCUUGGAUUACGCGAGGAAAGCCUUCGAACUCUUCGUCAAAGACGAGGCGGCCGCCAAUUACUUGUUCAUGUGGAACUGUCUCAUCAGAGGUUACUCUUCAGCUGCAAUUGGCGAUGAAGCCAUCUCGCUUUAUCUUCGAAUGGUGACUCAAGGACUGGCACCUGAUCACUUCACCUUCCCUUUCCUCCUGAGCGCUUGCACAAAAGUUGCGGCAUUUCAGGAAGGAUUUCAGGCCCAUGCAUCAUUAAUCAAAAUGGGUUUGGAGCAUGAUAUCUUUAUUCAGAACUCUCUGAUUCACUUCUAUUCUGAAUGUGGGGAGAUUGAUUCUGCACGACGAGUUUUCGAUGGAAUGUCCCAGAAAAAUGUUGUCUCAUGGACAAGUCUCAUUUGCGGUUAUGCUCGGCGGRACAAUCCCAGAGAGGCCGUUUCUUUGUUCUUUGACAUGGUAGAGGCCGGGGUCACACCCAAUUCAGUUACCAUGGUGUGCGUAGUUUCUGCAUGCGCAAAGCUGAGGGAUCUCGGUCUAGGUGAGGCAGUUUGCGCUUGUAUUGGCAAGUCCGGCGUCAGGCUUAAUUCGAUUUUGGUGAACGCUCUUGUAGAUAUGUACAUGAAAUGUGGAGCAACAGAAACUGCAAAGCAGCUGUUCGACGAAUGUGAUGACAGAAAUGUGGUUCUCUACAACACAAUUAUGUCAAAUUACGUGCACCAGGGGAUGGCUAGAGAAGCGCUUGCUAUCUUGGAUGAGAUGCUGCGGUUGGGUCCACGACCAGAUAAGGUUACAAUGCUAACUGCGGUUUCGGCGUCUGCGCAAUUAAAUGAUCUUGGCUCAGGGAAGGUGAGCCAUGGUUAUGUUUUAAGGAAUGGGUUGGAAGAAUGGGAUGCUGUGAGUAAUGCCAUCAUCGAUAUGUACAUGAAGUGUGGCAAGCCAGAGACUGCAUGCAGAGUUUUUGAUCACAUGUCGAACAAGACUGUUGUCUCGUGGAACUCCGUCAUUGCAGGUUUUAUUACGAAUGGUGAUGUGGAAUCAGCGUGGUCAGUUUUCAAUGCGAUGCYAGAGAGCGAUCUGGUGUCUUGGAACACCAUGAUUAGUGCGUUGGUACAACAGAGUAGGUUUGAGGAAGCAAUUGAGCUUUUCCGGGUGAUGCAGAGUGAGGCCGUGGAGGCAGACAGGGUGACAAUGGUGGGUAUGGCUUCUGCCUGCGGCUACUUAGGAGCUCUCGGUUUUGCGAAGUGGGUUCAUGCUUAUAUAGAAAGGAACAGAAUUCGGUGUGAUAUGCGGCUUAGCACUGCCCUUAUUGACAUGUAUGCAAGGUGUGGAGACUCCCAAAGUUCAUUGCAGGUGUUUGAAAAAAUGAGGGAAAAAGAUGUUUCUGCCUGGACUGCUGCUAUCGGAGCAAUGGCUAUGGAGGGGAAUGGUGAACGGGCAAUAGAGAUCUUUGAUGAGAUGCUCAGGCAAGGAUUGAAGCCAGAUGGUGUAGCAUUUGUGGCAGUACUGACUGCAUGCAGUCACAGUGGGUUAGUGGAGCAAGGACGGUGCCUGUUCAGGUCUAUGAAGAACAGUUACGGCAUUUUGCCACAAGUUGUCCAUUAUGGAUGCAUGGUAGAUUUACUUGGCCGUGCUGGGUUGUUGGAAGAAGCGCAUGAUCUGAUCAAGAGCAUGCCAAUGAAACCUAACGAUGUGGUUUGGGGGGCACUGCUAUCAGCUUGCCGGAUCCACAACAAUGUCGAGCUAGCAGCUUAUGCAGCUGAGAAGGUAAUCGAAUUGGCUCCUGAGAGAACUGGGAUCCAUGUGCUACUUUCAAACAUAUAUGCCUCUGCCAGGAGAUGGAAUGAUGUGGCGAGAGUAAGGCUGCGUUUAAAGGAAAGGGGGGUCCAGAAGCUACCUGGGUCCAGCUCCAUUGAGGUGGGAGGGAUGAUUCAUGAGUUUACCUCUGGUGAUGAAUCGCACCCACAAAUGCCUGGUAUAGUCAAAAUGCUCCAUGAAAUAAGUUGCAGACUCAAGGAUGAAGGCCAUGUGCCUGAUCUAGCUAAUGUUUUGCUUGAUGUUGAUGAGCAAGAGAAAGAACAUCUCCUCAGUCGACAUAGCGAGAAACUGUCCAUUGCCUUUGCGCUCAUUAGCACCAGCCAGGGGGUGCCAAUUCGUGUAGUUAAGAACCUCCGUAUUUGUACUGAUUGCCACUCUUUUGCAAAGUUGGUUUCAGAAGUAUACAGUCGAAAGAUCAUAGUUCGAGAUAAUAAUAGGUUCCACCUUUUCCAUCAGGGACUGUGUUCUUGUGGGGAUUAUUGGUAAGAAAGAGGAGAUGACUUGGGUUGUAAAUUAUGUACUUCAAAAUUUAAAUAAAUCAUUCAAGACUUGUAAGCAGUAGACACCCAACCAAUGCUGCAAUGCAUAUAUCAUAACCUUUGGAUCAAAACUCUCAACUUUCCAUUCUACAAGCGACACAGAAUUCUCCUUUUAGCAGCAAGGUUUAGGAAUAGAAAUCCUAACACAUUUUGUACGAUAUUUUGAGAGAGAGUUUUAACUAAUGUACAUCAAGAAUCAAA
This is a messenger RNA of Nelumbo nucifera (sacred lotus), 3747 nucleotides long. Its product is annotated as LOW protein: PPR containing-like protein. Gene Ontology annotation, biological process: RNA modification. Gene Ontology annotation, molecular function: protein binding; zinc ion binding; RNA binding. The record is from RefSeq and is a predicted model, not a curated record. Lineage: Eukaryota; Viridiplantae; Streptophyta; Magnoliopsida; Proteales; Nelumbonaceae.